Messenger RNA from Cyprinus carpio (common carp), 1350 nucleotides. RefSeq names its product putative acetylcholine receptor chaperone (gene tmem35). The record is from RefSeq and is a predicted model, not a curated record. Lineage: Eukaryota; Metazoa; Chordata; Actinopteri; Cypriniformes; Cyprinidae. Gene Ontology annotation, cellular component: endoplasmic reticulum. Gene Ontology annotation, biological process: positive regulation of protein localization to cell surface; chaperone-mediated protein complex assembly. Gene Ontology annotation, molecular function: acetylcholine receptor regulator activity.
GGUGCUCCCUAGUAGUGAAGGGGAAUGACAUGCAGCCAUAUUUGACUGUACUCAUCAAGCCCUUCCCCCCUUCAGCAUCUUCAGCAGGACAGUGAAGAAAACUGGAGCGGGACAACGGAUGCCAAUCGAAAGGAGACUUUACCGAAGAUGGCCUCGCCAAGAACCAUAACCAUUGUCGCCCUUUCCUUUGCACUGGGUCUGUUCUUCGUGUUCAUGGGUACAAUUAAACUCACACCAAGGUUAAGCAAAGAUGCCUAUAGUGAAAUGAAAAGGGCAUACAAGAGUUAUGCAAAGGCCCUUCCAGCACUGAAAAAAAUGGGCGUUUCUUCUGUACUUCUACGCAAGAUUAUUGGUACUCUUGAGGUGGGAUGUGGAAUUGUUCUGACCCUUGUGCCAGGGAGACCAAAAGACGUGGCCAACUUUAUUCUGCUACUGGUCAUGCUAGCGGUGCUUUUCUUCCACCAGCUGGUUGGAGAUCCUCUAAAACGCUAUGCUCAUGCCCUAGUGUUUGGUAUUUUGCUGACGUGUCGGCUGCUCAUUGCUCGUCAGGGUGAGGACCGGCCUGAGAGGGAGGAGAGACGAGAAGAGCAGAUCACUGCCCAGGAAAAGAACAAAGUCAAAGUUUCUUAGCUCCACAAUUGCAGAAGGAGCACCUGGCAGCAGAUCUGUUUCUCUGGAUAGUAGAGAAGGUGCUCGGGAAAAAAAGACAGUAGUCCCAAAAGGUGAUUUAUGUCCCACAACUACAUAACAGAAGCCAGAAAACCAGAUCUUAUUUUACGUUUACCUCAUGUCUCACCUGUAAAACUUCUUAUUUAAAACACAAAUUUUCAGUUUGGACAAUCACCAUUGUGGCAACUGUUUUGGUUGUGGUUUUGCAACAAAAGAUUAAACUACUGUAAUUCCCAGUUGUAUUUAUUGUUAUUAUUAUUAUUUUGGCCCUGCAUUGAACAAUAUCCAAAAUGCCACUUUUAAGAUUAUACUGUGAUACACGUUUCUUCAAAUGUCAACAGUUUUUUGUGAUGGUUUAUUUACUUUUGAGCUACUGUCGAUGAAUACUAUAUAAAACCGGUUCUGUUUACACUGAGAUUGAUUUUUUAUUAUUAAAAAAUGCUGUACAUCAUUUGUUUAAAUGUUCGAGUCAGAUGGCAGACAGUAGCUUUUCUGGUGCCUCAAAAUCUGUUACAACCAUCCAAACUGAAAACAUAACAGCAGUUUGUUUAGGUACAUGUAAGUUCUGCAUGUUAUUAUUCUUUUUUAAUUUGCAUAUAAUAAUAUUUCUUUGUUUCUUUUGAUCAAAUUUGAUUUUCUAGGUUGUCUCUCAAACACAGUCAAAUAAAAAAUUUAUCCUUG